GAAACGGCGUCGUAGUUCGAUGGCUUUACUUUGGUGAGUCGUCUUCUUCCUCCUCUAAACCCUGAGAAGUGAGAACCCAAACCCAUUUACCCACCGCGCUGCAAAAGAAUAUGGUCGGGAGGCGAAGAUGAGCAAGAAGCAAUGGCUGCCUCGGCUCUCAAGUGCCCUUUCACGGGCCUACUGUUCCUCGUCUGCUUCUUCCUCCUCAUCGUCGACUUCGUUCCCUCUCAAACAUGUGACGAAGUCCAACUUCGAAUCCGCGCUCGCCGAGCUCAGAACCCAUGUCCGCGCCGCCGAUUUCGUCGCCAUCGAUUUAGAGAUGACCGGCGUCAUCAGUGCGCCAUGGAGGGAGUCCUUCGAGUUCGACCGCUUCGAUGUUAGGUACCUCAAGGUCAAGGAUUCCGUCGAGAAGUUCGCUGUCGUUCAAUUCGGCGUUUGCCCCUUCCGUUGGGACUCUCAACGGCAAUCCUUCAUAGCUCACCCGCAUAAUUUCUUUGUAUUUCCACGCGAAGAGCUUCUCUCUGGUGGCCCUUCCCAUGAGUUCCUCUGCCAGACAUCAUCCUUGGAGUUCUUGUCCAAGUAUCAGUUCGAUUUCAAUACAUGUAUUCGUGAAGGGAUAUCUUAUUUGUCCAGAGGACAAGAAGACGAAGCAUUGCGUCGCUUGACUCUCCAUGAUAAGAGGUUAUCAGAAUUGUCGAAUAACUCUGAAGAUGGGGAAGGCACACCGUUGCCUAAUUUUACUGAUGUUCUAUUCAUCAACCGAAUGAAAGAUAAAUUGAGCAAGUGGCGUUCUGGUUUAUUACAGACCACUAAAAAUGAUACUUCCCAGUGCCAUGACACCUCAACAGAUUCGAAGCAACAGUUUCAGACUGUUUUCUUUAAGAUGCGCCCAGCUGUCUCUCUGAGUGGUUUCACCUCUCAUCAACUUAAUUUGACCCGGAUGGUUACCAAGCAACAUUUCAAUGAUCUUGUUUACAUUCGUGUCUGUGGUGAAAACUCUUGGUCCGAACAACUUGUUGUGUAUACAGACGCAGAGAGUGACAAGGCCUUAUUACUGACAGAGGUGAAGAACGAAUACCAUAGAGAUGCAGAGAAGAAGAUCAAAGCUGCAAUUGGGUUUCGCCAUGUUAUAGACCUUCUUUCUUCUGAGAAAAAGUUUAUUGUCGGUCAUAAUUGCUUCUUGGAUAUUGCACAUGUAUACAGUAAGUUCUUGGGUCCUCUCCCUAGCACAGCUGAAGAGUUUGUUUCAUCAUUGAACAAGCAUUUUCCUUGCAUUGUUGACACCAAAAUUCUCUUGAAUUCAAGUCACUUACUGCAAAAAAGGAUGAAAAAAGCAAGCACAUCGCUCUCCUCGGCCUAUCUUUUACUUUGUCGACAGAUCACUUUGGGCGUCGAUAACGGAUCCAACUCGGGUUCUUGUCCAAGUGUGAAAGUGGAGGUGGAAAUGGACGAUACAAGGUCCACAGACUGGAAUUCAGGAGCCAAACAUGAAGCAGGAUAUGAUGCUUUCAUGACCGGUUGCAUCUUUGCACAGGCAUGCCAGCAUCUCGGUAUUGAUUUUAACCAACAUUCACCUUCUCCACUGAACUUGGCCCUCAACGAGAACCUCGAGAAGCACAUCAAUCGCCUCUACUUGAGCUGGAUCAAUAGCAACAUCAUCGACCUAGUCACCGGAAAACAGAUAGAUCCUGUUGGAUCUAAUAGCAGACCGAGCAAGCGAUUCUCGAAGAUUGUGUUUGAGAAUGUUGUUCUGAUAUGGAGGUUCCCAUCCAAGCUCAAGGCAAGGGAGAUCAAGGAGUGCAUAUGCAAAGUCUUUGGUCCAACCUCGGUUGCAUCAGUCUUUCGAGUGGAUGAAAGUGCAGUCCUGGUUCACUUCAGCAAGCCGGAGUUUGUUUCUGACUUCCUACUUCUGAAAGAGACAUUGGAAGGGAGCAACGAUGUGAUAUCCGCGGUGCAUCCCCUGUCGGUGAUUCUGGAUGGAGGGAAGACUUGCGCUGCAGAUUAUGAGACGUAUAAAGAUAUAUGCAGGUCACCGGUUUCCAGGGCUCUCCUUGCCGAUUCAGCAGAUGAUGUUGUUGGGUUGGGAUGGAGGAGGAAGAAGACCAUGGAUUUGGUAGGCGAGGGACACCGUGGGGAUGAAGGAAGAACAAGUGUCGAUGAGGAAGAAGAAUACGAGUCGAGUGCAAAGCAAAUUCUUCACUUCCAACCAAAACAGGAAAGAUCGAGCACGAAAAUGGCAGCUUCAGUUAUCCGCUUCUACCGCCUCUUCGCCGUUCUCAUCUCCAUCUUCUUCCUCUUCUCUACCCUCUCCACCACCCCUGUUUCUUCUCUGCAGUUUCAAGUCGGCGGCAGCAGAGGCUGGGCGGAACCACCCGCCGACGGCGACAACUACUACGACCAAUGGGCUACAAACAACAGGUUUCACGUCGGCGACUGGCUCAAUUUCGUUUACAGGGGUAAUGAAUCCGACUCGGUGCUGCUCGUGAACUCAACCGCCUACUCCAACUGCAUUGUUUCCGACCCAAUUCUCCAACUGAACGGCGGCGGAGGAAAUGCCACAUUCCAGUUUGAUCGCCCGGGGCUGUUCUACUUCAUCAGCGGCAAGGCCGGAAGCUGCAUUGCCGGCCAGAAGCUAGUGGUUCGAGUCAUGGCAGAGAAGGAAAAGGAUGAAGGAGCACACCACGAUCACGAUUACGGGCCGAGCCCUGCGCCGGGUGUGAACAACAACAGCGAUCUAGUCUGGGACUGGCCGCCGGCCGUGAAUUCAACCGUCAAGAUGACCAUCGCCUCUUACUUCAUCACUGCUCUCGCUGGCGUCCUAGUUAUUCUCUACUUGCUGAUGUAGUAACAAUUAAUUAGUAGCUGUCUUUUUCACUGAUUACCUGUUCAACUGCGUCAAGAUCCACACUUGAACAGUCUGGAUUCAUAUGCUUUUUCAUAUAUCAUUAUCAGCAAA
Messenger RNA from Linum tenue, 2956 nucleotides. NCBI's taxonomy places the organism in Eukaryota, Viridiplantae, Streptophyta, Magnoliopsida, Malpighiales, Linaceae. The record is from the annotation of a GenBank genome assembly.